AUGGAGACAUUUGAGCCCUCCAGCUUUUGUGUUUUGUGUGUGGCAGGCUCCAGCACCUGUGGCCUGGUGCAGUGCUGCCCUGUAUACACGAGGUGUUGUGUUCACGUGCUGUUUGUCUCUCUCGCCUCUCCCUGCAGCUAUAACGGUGGCCUGUGUGUGGACGGGGUGAACUGGUUCCGCUGCGAGUGUGCCCCAGGCUUCGCCGGACCUGACUGCCGGAUCAACAUAGAUGAGUGCCAGUCCUCUCCGUGCGCCUACGGUUCCACGUGUGUGGACGAGAUCUACGGGUUCCGCUGUGUCUGUCCCCUGGGCCGCUCCGGGCCUCGCUGCCAGGAGUUCAUAGGGAUAGGGAAGACCUGCCGUCACUCAGGCCUGCAGUUUCCUCAUGGCAGCCGCUGGGAGGAGGAGUGUAACACCUGCCAGUGCGUCAACGGCAACGUGCGCUGCUCCAAGGUGCUGUGUGGCCGGCGGCCCUGCCUGCUCCAGAGAAGCCCCCCAUCCCCGGACAGCGCCCCCUCCUGUCAGGGAAGUCACGAGUGCGUGGAACACCAGUUCCUCACCUGCUUCUCUCCGCCCUGCCACCUGUGGGGUGUGUGCUCCACGCCCGACCCCGCGCCCCCGCUGCACACCAAGUGUGAGCCCAACAGUGGUUACCUGGACAACAGCUGUGCUCGGAUCACCCUGAUCUUCGACAAAGACAAAGUGCCACAAGGCACAACUGUGGAGAACAUCUGUUGGGAGCUGAGGUACCUCCCUGUUACCCAGACCCUGGCUAAAGACCGCUCGCUCCUCAUUCUCUGUGACCUGUCCAACUCCAACAGAGAUGCCGUAGAGGUUGCCAUGUCCUAUGAGGACGAUGCCCGUGCGCUGGAGGCCAAUCGUGCGGACAUCCAGGAGGCCGCCAGCGCCAUCAUCAGUGCCCUCUCCAAGCGCCACAACAGCACCCUCAUGCUGGCUGUGGUGGAGGUCAAAGUGGAGACGCAGGUCAUGCCCCAGCCUGUCGACUACCUGGUCCCGGUGCUGUGCGUGGUGUUCAGCGUGCUGUGGAUCCUCUGCAUCGUGGUGUGCGUGCGGUGGAGCCGCAAAAGGAAGAAAGAGCGCGAGAGGGUGUCCGCCGCUGAGAACGGCACGGUGAACAACCAGCUCGAGACGCCGUGGGCCGGCCAGGCGCUGCUCAAGGACAACCGCGACAAGGACGUCCAGUACGAGUGUAAGAAACUCAUGAGCCCCGCCGACAGGACGUGUGACGGGGCGGACGGGGAGGAGGAGGACAGGGACGAGGAGGUGGAGGGGCAGGGGAGAGGAGGCCUGGAGCUGGAGAAGGGCCUCUCCCAAAAGUGCCCCGUGCCAGGGGGGCAGGACAAAGGGUUGGGGAAAGGAGAGGUGAUCUGCACCAGCCGCAGCGCCCCAGUCAAAGCCCCCCAUCGGACUGCCUACAGCCCCAAGGACAACCGCUGUAAAAACCUUAAUGCUGCCAACGUCGCGGAGGACGUCAAAGAACAUUACGUAUGAGCGGGACACGUCUCCGUCAAACAAUGAGAACCAGAAGUGAAGAUUACAGAUGCUUUUAUAAACGUUUUAUUCAACUUUUCUUCUUUUUUUUCCCGUCUACAAUGUCGUGGCUUCUUAUUUACAAAAGAAACGGACUUGACGGCUAAGAUUAAAACUGCUCCUGAUUUCAGUUGAAAACCACACUGUUGGAAACAAAAAGAGUAAACGCUUUGGCUACUUUCUGUUUUUUAUUUGUUUACAAACUGUUGUUGUUUUCAAAGGGGAAAGAUCUUUUCCACAAUGUCAUCUAGAAGAUUCUGUAUCACGUGACUUGAGCACUGCCUUUGGAGGACUAUAGUUAUGGGCCGCUCGCUUCACAUCUGCCUUAACCCACACACUGGGCCUUUUCUAUGCUUUCCUGCCGUAACGUAAUUUUCUAAGUCAAAUGAUGUAAACAGAUUUUGUAUUUUAAGUCCUUAAACAGCUGAUGGAAACCGUACAUGCCACCUGACAGAAACAUUUGUUUACAUCCAUAAACAUGUUUAACCAGGACAUGUAGACGCUUCUAAAGACCUAAUGUAUAUCCUUUCAGCAUGUGUUUAAAACUUCCUUGGAGCCCAUGCGAUCAUUUCAGUAUUUGCUUUGGUAGAAAGUGCCUUAAGCCCUACGUUUUAUUUUUUCUUAAAUUUCAUUCAGAGUUAUCCAGAACUUAAAAUUCAUAUAAAGGGAAGUCUGUCCUAAACAACUAUUCAUACCACCAUAAAGGUAUUUCUUUGCUAUGUAUAUAUGUAAAUAUGAAAAUGGCUUUGUAUAUUUGAAUUUAGUAACUUAAGUGACCCUUUGUAAGAUAGGUAUUCUAAAAAGUAAGAAUGUUUUUUUUUUUUAUGAUGUCAUUCCGUUUAUUUGUGUCCAUUGACACAAGGCAGGUUUUAUACAGAUUAUGGAUAAUAUCCAGGGUCCCACUUAGUUCACCAGAGCAUUGACAUACACACAUUAUAAGUGGUUGUUUUGUGUUAUAUCUUUCUGUUCCAACAUCAAGAGUUUUCUCAGUGAAUGCUGGCUCAUUAUCUCCCAUUCACACUACUGCUGUAUGUUAACACUAGAAUGUCCAAUUAGAAUGCAGGGACGGGCCAACACAUGGAAAGGUCGCUUUAGUCUGACACGGGAUCCAAGGAUGCAAGCAGGUUUUGGCCAGGGAUGUGGAUGCUGGAGACUUGUUUCUGUGGAGGAGUGAUGUAACCCGGUCUUGUAAUGGCCCAACUAAUGCUUAUAAGUUCUGGUCUAAUGAAGGGAACAAGUUAUAUUGUUGUUGAUGUUGCAGUUGUUGUGGUUGUUGUCCAGUGUUUGUACUGAUUCUGUUUCUGCACUAUGACAGAGGAAGAGAACCCAUCUUGCAUUACCUCUGAAGUGGUAGUGAAAAUUAAUCUGGUGUAUCUCUGCAGUUUAACAUUGUUAUUCGUGGACAAAAAUUAUGUUUUCAAUUUGUUUUAAUGAUGCAAAAUAAAGGAUUACAAUAUAACGACCCAUAUCCAUUCAGCAGAUCUUGCUAGCCCAGCACAGUGGGCUGAAUGUGCACAACAUUGUAAUUAUUUUGUACAAAAGAGCAGUUGGCAAAGUCUUGGUUUGUUGGUGAAUUUUUUGUUUGUUCUUAGAAAAAUCCUACUAUUUAUUAAAGUAUUUUAUACCAA
Osmerus eperlanus (European smelt) is the source of this 3179-nucleotide messenger RNA. RefSeq names its product protein jagged-2-like. The transcript is spliced from 8 exons. The record is from RefSeq and is a predicted model, not a curated record. Gene Ontology annotation, biological process: Notch signaling pathway. The coding region runs from base 1 to 1512 and encodes 503 amino acids. Lineage: Eukaryota; Metazoa; Chordata; Actinopteri; Osmeriformes; Osmeridae. Gene Ontology annotation, molecular function: Notch binding; calcium ion binding.